AUGACGGUAUCUCACCUCUUUAGCAAGUUCAAGACCAACCCGGCUGAACAGGCCGAACACGCCGAGGUGUCGCACUCUGCACCCACCUCCGGUGCUGGUUCGUUGACAGAGAAGCAUGCCCAUUACGACGACAGCAAGGUGCCCUACUUGACAUGGCGGUCAUGCAUCAUGGGACUCAUUGCUUCAAUGGGUGGUUUCAUCUUCGGUUACUCGACUGGACAAAUCUCUGGCUUCGAGACCAUGCAUGACUUCCAAGUGCGUUUCGCUCAGCACGACGAAUCCGGCUACUACUUCAGCAACGUCCGUUCCGGUUUGAUUGUCGGUCUCAUGUCCAUCGGAACUAUGAUUGGUGCCCUCGCUGCUAGUCCUCUUGCAGACCGUUUCGGAAGAAAAUUGUCCAUCACAUUCUGGUGCAUCAUCCACAUGGUCGGUAUCAUCGUGCAGAUUGCUACUUCCACCAAGUGGUAUCAGGUCGCCGUCGGUCGUCUUGUGGCCGGUCUUGGUGUUGGUGCUCUCUCCAGUCUUGUGCCCAUGUAUCAGAGUGAAUCUGCUCCUCGUCAUGUCCGUGGUGCCAUGGUCAGUGCCUUCCAGCUUUUCGUCGCCUUCGGUAUCUUCGUUGCUGCCUGCAUCAACUUUGGCACUGAACGAAUUCAAUCCACCGCCGCAUGGCGUAUCACCAUGGGUAUCGGUUUUGCCUGGCCUUUGAUCCUCGGUAUUGGUAUUCUCUUCUUGCCUGAGUCUCCUCGUUUUGCCUACCGCAUGGGUCGCAUCGAAGAAGCCAAGCAUACUAUGACUAAGUUGUAUGGUGUUCCCCACAACCACCGUCUCGUCGCCGAAGAAAUCGCCGACAUGAAGGACAAGCUUGACGAAGAAAAGGCUGCCGGAAAGGCUGGUGUUUUUGAAAUCUUCACUGGCCCUCGUAUGCUCUACCGCACCCUUCUCGGUAUUGGCUUGCAAUCUCUUCAGCAGCUCACCGGUGCCAACUUCAUCUUCUACUACGGAAACACCAUUUUCACUUCUACCGGUCUUAACAACAGCUACGUUACUCAGAUGAUCAUGACUGGUGUCAACUUUGGUGUUACCAUUAUCGGUCUCUACAUUGUCGAGCACUUUGGACGCCGCAAGUCUUUGAUUGCCGGUGCCCUCUGGAUGUUUGUCUGCUUCAUGAUCUUCGCCACUGUCGGACACUACUCUCUCGACCGGGCCGAUCCUCCCGCUACUCCUAAAGCCGGAACCACCUUGAUUGUCUUUACCUGCUUCUUCAUUGUUGGUUUCGCAACCACUUGGGGACCUAUUGUCUGGGCGAUUGUCGGUGAACUCUACCCUGCCCGCUACAGAGCCACCUGCAUGGGAAUUGCCACCGCCUCCAACUGGACAUGGAACUUCUUGAUUUCCUUCUUCACACCUUUCAUCUCCAGCGCUAUCGACUUCCAAUACGGUUACGUUUUCGCUUCAUGCUCUUUUGCCGCUGCCGUCGUCGUAUACUUCUUCGUCUGCGAGACCCAAGGCCGCACUCUCGAGGAAAUCGACACCAUGUACGUCCAGCACGUCAAGCCAUGGAAGAGCUCAAGCUGGGUUCCUCCCGCCAACCUCCGCCGAGCUGCUGAGCAGGAGGAGGCUGAAGCUCCAGUUUCUUCUGUUUAA
Messenger RNA from Talaromyces marneffei, 1644 nucleotides. RefSeq lists its product as uncharacterized. Gene Ontology annotation, biological process: transmembrane transport; carbohydrate transport. Bases 1 to 1644 code for a protein of 547 amino acids. The record is from RefSeq and is a predicted model, not a curated record. Gene Ontology annotation, cellular component: plasma membrane. Gene Ontology annotation, molecular function: carbohydrate:proton symporter activity. The transcript has 2 exons. Lineage: Eukaryota; Fungi; Ascomycota; Eurotiomycetes; Eurotiales; Trichocomaceae.